CCGCCACCGACCUAUGGGAAGAGCCGCUGGUGUGAAGUCUGAGUAAGAGCGAUAGCGAUUGGCUGGAGGGGCCUAGGCGCCUAGAGGCGGCGGUCGCGCUGGGGUCCGCGGGAGUAAGGCGCAGCAAGAUGGCGGCCGAGACGGUGGAGCUCCACAAGCUGAAGCUUGCUGAACUAAAGCAAGAAUGUCUUGCUCGUGGUUUAGAGACCAAGGGAAUAAAGCAAGAUCUUAUCAAUAGGCUCCAGGCGUAUCUUGAAGAACACGCUGAAGAGGAAGCAAAUGAAGAAGACGUCCUGGGAGAUGAAACGGAGGAAGAAGAACCAAAGCCCAUAGAACUGCCUGUUAAAGAAGAGGAACCUCCUGAAAAAGCUGUUGAUAUGGCAUCAGAAAAGAAGGUGGUAAAAAUUACAUCUGGAAUACCUCAGACUGAGAGAAUGCAGAAGAGAGCUGAACGAUUCAAUGUACCUGUAAGUUUGGAGAGUAAGAAGGCUGCUCGGGCAGCUAGGUUUGGAAUUUCUUCAGUUCCAACAAAAGGUCUGUCAUCUGACACCAAGCCUAUGGUUAACCUGGAUAAACUAAAGGAAAGAGCACAGAGAUUUGGUUUGAAUGUCUCUUCCAUCUCCAGAAAGUCUGAAGAUGAUGAGAAACUGAAAAAAAGGAAGGAGAGAUUUGGGAUUGUGACAAGUUCAGCUGGAACUGGAACCACAGAGGAUACAGAGGCAAAGAAAAGGAAAAGAGCAGAACGUUUUGGGAUUGCGUAAUGAAAAGUUCAUGCUUUCUGCCCAUAGUGGUUUCCGUUUCUCAAAUUGUUGUUGGUUUUAUAUAUAUAUAUAUGUACAUAUAUAUAUACACAUACACACACAAACACACACCUACAUGCACAGUCGCGUGCCUCACAGUGAGGAAGCCUAUACCUUAGGUACAUCCUUGAAUUCCAGCAGCAAUGACUUAAUUGCUGCUCUGCAUUUAAGGUUGUUGGAUUUGUUUUGUUUUGUUUUUAAUUAUUUUGCUUAUUAAUAAAAGAAGAAAAAAAAGAAAA
This is a messenger RNA of Acomys russatus (golden spiny mouse), 1039 nucleotides long. RefSeq names its product SAP domain containing ribonucleoprotein (gene Sarnp). The transcript is spliced from 11 exons. Gene Ontology annotation, cellular component: nucleus. Gene Ontology annotation, biological process: poly(A)+ mRNA export from nucleus. The record is from RefSeq and is a predicted model, not a curated record. Lineage: Eukaryota; Metazoa; Chordata; Mammalia; Rodentia; Muridae. The coding region runs from base 129 to 761 and encodes 210 amino acids.